AUGCCCUCCGCCGAAUACCAUAUACCAACCUUGAAAACACCAUGGAUCGAAACACCGCUUGUCGAAUCGGCUGCUCUAUCUCGGGCCGCAGGGUGUAGGAUCUUCUUGAAGCUGGAGAAUGUCCAGCCAAGUGGCUCAUUCAAAUCUCGGGCCAUGGGCAACCAGAUUCUGUCUCAUCUUCGCAAGCCGGAAUAUGCGAACCGCCGAAUUCAUUUCUACGCGUCGUCCGGUGGAAACGCCGGAUUGGCUGCUGUAUGUGCUGCCCGAACUCUGGGGUAUCCCUGCACUGUUGUGGUGCCCCUCUCCACGAAGCCCUUGAUGCUGGAGAAACUGCAGGCAGCCGGUGCAGCGGAUGUCAUCCGCCAUGGUGAAACAUUCUUCGAGGCCGGUUCCUACAUGAAGGAAGUUGUUAUGACGACAAGCUCCGGUGAGGACGAGGAUGUAGCCAAGAUUGCACUACACCCAUUUGACAAUGAGCCCAUCUGGGAGGGCAAUGGCACUAUUGUUGACGAAUUGCAAAAGCAACUUCCGCCUGCCGCUAAUGCCGAGGAAGAGCAGGUUUACCGGGGACGUGCACUCCCUCUUGAUGCCAUUCUCUGUAGUGUUGGCGGCGGUGGGCUACUCAACGGCCUCGUUAUGGGAAUCGAAAAGCGACGGUCUAAGAAGCAGAGGGACAAUGGAUUUUCCAGCACCAGCCACUCCUACUUGGACACCUCUUUAGAAACCACCACAACGGAAAUAACAACCACUUCCUCCAUUCCAAUCUCCAGUACUCCCAGUCCCAUCAACCUUGUCGCCAUCGAAACAGACGGCACCGAUUCAUUGGCCGCGGCUAUCGCUCAUAAAUCGCUUGUCUCUCUCCCCAAGAUCACCUCUCAGGCCACUUCCCUCGGCGCCAUCCGUGUCUCAGAAACCACAUUCCGAUAUGCUGUUUCCCCUCCGCCUGGUAUCAAGGUUCACAGCACAGUUCUCACAGAUGCCGAGGCAGCACGAGGCGUUCUCCGCCUGGCGGAUGAUGAGCGACUUCUUGUCGAACUUGCAUGUGGGGUCUGUGUCGAAGCGGCCAUUGGCGAUGCUGCGACUGCCGCGGCUGCGGAGUCGGCGACUCCUGUCACUGAGGGUCAAAGCUCCAAGAAGCGCAAGAGAGACCUUGAUGACUCUGCCUCCCGGGAUGAGGGCUACGGCGAUGACCGGUCGUCCUUGGCCGAUAAUGAGGCGGAUCCUGAGUCUAGGCCGGAAGCCCGCGAGACUAAGCAGGCUAUCCCGGCAAAGACCCCCGAGCUCACAUCCAAGUUGAAGCAACUCCUGCCUGAUCUCACCCCCCAGAGCAGGGUUGUGAUCAUUGUCUGUGGCGGUAGUAAUGUAACCAUCGGGAUGGCUGGCGAAUAUCGGAAGAUGUUAUCUGAGGGAUGGGUUUGA
Messenger RNA from Penicillium verhagenii, 1419 nucleotides. RefSeq names its product putative L-serine dehydratase. Lineage: Eukaryota; Fungi; Ascomycota; Eurotiomycetes; Eurotiales; Aspergillaceae. The record is from RefSeq and is a predicted model, not a curated record. Gene Ontology annotation, molecular function: pyridoxal phosphate binding; L-serine ammonia-lyase activity; threonine deaminase activity. The transcript has a single exon. Gene Ontology annotation, biological process: L-threonine catabolic process; L-serine catabolic process. The coding region runs from base 1 to 1419 and encodes 472 amino acids.